AAAGGGUAAAAAUAAAUUUUCGAUAAAGUUUUUUUUGGUUCUAUCUUUGUUUUCUUUUAGACGAGCAAAUUGUAAAGAAGGUGUGGGUCUUCAUCCGAUGUACGUGAAUGUAAACAUGCACACCGGAGCUGUGUCAACAACUUGGAUUGAUUCUCUACAAGCAUCAUUUUCUGCCGUUCAAGUACUACGUGGCGACAUUAACGAAGCUAUUUGUAUGCAUGCUUUGUAUUACAGUAUUUGGAGAAAAUUUGGUGUUUUACCAGAAAGGUUCAACUGGCAUGUGAACAUGCCUGAUGUUAAUUUUUAUCCAUUGAGACCAGAAUUUGUGGAAGCAACAUAUUUUCUUUUUCAAGCAACAAAAAAUCCAUUUUAUUUGCAUGUUGGUCGUGAUAUAAUAGAAAAUUUGAACUACUACACAAAAGUCGAAUGUGGAUAUGCAACCGUACACGAUGUAAAUGAUAAAACAUUGGAAGAUCGAAUGGAAAGUUUUUUCUUAAGUGAAACAUGUAAGUAUUUGUAUCUGCUUUUUGACGAAGACAAUUAUUUGAACAAACAGGGUGCUAAUGAUUAUAUAUUCACAACGGAAGCUCAUAUCAUACCUUUAAUGUCAAAACUUCGCAAAAAAGUCUGGGAGAAUGAUGGAUUUUCUAGUCCACCAUCUUCUACUAAUGAAAAUUUAUUCAGUUUGCCAGUAAAUUAUGAGACAAAAACGAUUGUUUUAAACAAGAAAAAGAAACAAAAAUCAGCCAAAAAUAGUCUAGAAACUCAAGUAGUUGAUGUUAAUCUUGAUGAAUCUGCGACACAGAAAUCACUGACAGCGGUACCAAAUAUGAUUAUAAAUAAUACAAGAAAACUUAAUGAAUCUAGCUGUCGAUUUCAACCAAUUGAACGUCAUACAUUACCUUUGAGUGCUGCACUUUUAUUUCAAUUGGAUGAAAUGGUUGGAGUACACUCUUCUCGAUCACCGUGA
Molecule: messenger RNA, 970 nt
Organism: Didymodactylos carnosus
Lineage: Eukaryota; Metazoa; Rotifera; Eurotatoria; Philodinida; Philodinidae
Source: the annotation of a GenBank genome assembly